Pimephales promelas (fathead minnow) is the source of this 1611-nucleotide messenger RNA. It is a transcript of the gene rgs16, whose product is annotated as regulator of G protein signaling 16. The record is from RefSeq and is a predicted model, not a curated record. Lineage: Eukaryota; Metazoa; Chordata; Actinopteri; Cypriniformes; Leuciscidae.
UUCCCUCUCUACAGACACACUGCUGAUCAUUUUUUUUCUUAGAGACACUGUGCAAUGGAUGUUUAUUUUCUCUCUGGCUUUACAAUGUACAGAGGAAUAACAGGGCUGUCAAACACUUGCCUGGAAAGGGCCAAACGAUUAAAGGCAUGCGUAGGUGGAUUUCUGCAGAGACAAGACUUGGGCAGCCUAUGCAGAUACAGAAAACCGAGGUUGACCUUGGAGGAAUGUCUGAUGUGGAAAGUGUCUUUUGAGAAGCUCCUGUCCAGCAAACAUGGAUUAUAUGCCUUCCGAUCUUUCCUGGUGUCCGAGUUCAGUGAAGAAAACAUUGCUUUCUAUCUGGCCUGUGAGGACUUCAAAAGCACAAAGUCUGUGGCUAAGAUGCCAUCCAAAGCAAAGAGGAUCUACGAGGAGUUUAUCGGAAGUGAAGCUCCUAGAGAGGUUAACAUCGACUAUGAGACUCGAGACAUCACUCAGGCCAACUUGAAAAGCCCUACAGCAUCCUGCUUCGAUAUGGCCCAGUACCGCAUCUAUAUUCUUAUGGAAAAGGACUGUUACCCACGAUUCCUCAGAUCCGCUACCUACCGAAAUCUAGUCAACCAGCUCAAGUUGAAGAGCGCCAAGGCGAAAACCAAAGAGGCCAUUGAGAUCAGACCACCACAUGAAGAAGAAGAACCAAAAUGAAAAACAUAGCUGCAUUUUGGCUCUACAAGAGAUGGAAGCUCGGCAAAAAGUGGAAGGGACCAGUGCGGAUCCUAAAAAAAGGCUGUUUGAGGCAGUCGGAGUGCCACGAGAUGAAGAGAACCGUGUAAUGGAUUCAGAGUUCAUCACUGCAUUGCCAGACCCCCUUUAAUAUUAUCCAAAAUAGGGAACAGCAGAGCCACUGGUGUAGAGAGUUGCAUCUGCACAUAUACCUGUACUCGGUACAAAAGAUAUGCCGAUGGACUCUACCGAUGUAUGCAUAUGGCAUACUUUCAGCAAAUUAUGUUUAUGGAAUGGAGAAAAGUGUUUGAUUGUUUAAUGCAUCCAUUUACAUUAUUUAUUUAUCUAUCCUUUUUAUGUAAUUACAUUAACACUUUAUUUGAAUAGUCCACUAGACAUUCUCUAAGUAACUUUGCUACUACAUGUCAACUAACUCUCAUUAGAGUAUUAGUAGAUUGUCUGCUUAAUAUUAUGCUAUUAUUCUACUUUGAUAUUUCCCCAACUGACGGUUCAACUGACUACAAGUAACUUAUUUCAUUUAGUAACAUAUUCUACUAACCCAAAUCCUCACAGUCUACUAAUACUCUUUUAGUUAGUUGACAUGUAGUUGCAAAGUCACUUAUAUAUGGUACAAUGUCUAAAGUGGACUAUAUCAAAAUAAAGGUACCAUGAUACAGUGGUGUAUCUUAAUUUAAAGAAUAAAAUAAUAUAAUGAAAACAAAAACAUGUUUUUAAAAUGAUAUAAAAAGGUGAUAUCAGGGUAGCAUCAUGUAAGUGACAAUCUGCCUUGGACUGCUUUGAGGCAGCUUAAGAAUGUGAAAAGUUGGUGUGUAACUAUUUAUUUUAAGUUAUUUUAGCUUUAUACAUGUUUUUGUUACAGUUACAUAAAUGUUCGAUUCAAAUGAAUAAAAU